AUGGCGAACUUCCUCCAAAGUGUUCGCCAAGGGUUUGGUAGGGGCAACAACAACAAGAAUAAUGCGCCUAAGAUGAACAACGGCAGCCCUGCUCAAUCGCCUGCGCCCCAGGCUCCUCCGAUGCCCAUGUCCCCGUCUUUUGCUUCGUCUCUCUCUGUGGAUAGUGCCGGUGUGAGCGAUGCCGAUGCCCCCAAGUAUUUCUUCCAGGAGAAAUAUGCCCCGCUCAACGUGAAGGGAAACUUCUUGACUCUGUGCGCCUGUCCGAAGAACGUUGAGUUGGGAGAAUGGCUGGCCCAUCAAAUCGUUGAACAGUACCGUUUGCUUCACGGCAUGCUCCAGGUUAUCCAGGAGACGAACAGUGUGACUGGUUUUCCCAUUUGCAACGAGAGCACUUGCCCUACCAUGUCUGCAGGACGCCUGACCUAUACUUGGCUGGUGGAUGGGCGCGCUGCAAAGAUCUCCGCCCCCAAAUUCAUCAACCGCGUCGAAAAGUGGAUUGUCAGCAAGAUCCACGAUCCCGUCAUGUUCCCCACCGGCGAGGUACAUGGAGUGCCCGAGACCUUCGCGCUCAACGCUGCCUUGAAUCCCGAUGGCCACAGUUCAGCCAAUUCAAGCGCCGAACCAUCGACUGACGAGUGGAUCGGCAAGUCCAGCGGAUUCCCUCCUACCUUCUACAAGGAUUGCCAGGGUAUCAUGAAGCAGAUGUUCCGUUGCUACGCCCAUCUCUACCAUGCCCACUGGCUCAACCCGUUCUGGCACAUCAACAAGCACGACAUUCUCAACAUGUGCUUUGUCCACUUUGUCACUGUGGCCAAGUACUAUAAACUUGUGUCCGACAAGGAGAUGGAGCCCAUGCAGCCUCUCAUUGACUUGUUCAUCAAGCAGCAACGUAUUCCCGCCGAGGCCUUGAGCGGUGGACACUGGGCUCAGCAGACCCCUAGCAGUGCUUGA
Molecule: messenger RNA, 951 nt
Organism: Penicilliopsis zonata CBS 506.65
Lineage: Eukaryota; Fungi; Ascomycota; Eurotiomycetes; Eurotiales; Aspergillaceae
Exons: 4
Coding region: 1-951 (316 amino acids)
Biological process (GO): positive regulation of protein phosphorylation; cell division; signal transduction
Cellular component (GO): nucleus; cytoplasm
Molecular function (GO): protein kinase activator activity
Source: RefSeq, a predicted model, not a curated record